UUGAUAAUAAAUUAUUUUUUUACAGUUUUCUUCAGACAAUUAUCAAUCGAUUUUCAGGAAGCGCAAGUGAAACUGCUGGCUGGCAUCAUCGCCUUUUCUAUUAGUGUGAUCUGUCUGAUUCCUGCAAUUUUUAUUUUGUGGUUUUUUCGGCCGUUACGACAUCAGCCAAUGUUCAUCGUUCAUCGCCAUCUGCUCACUUCAUUCGUUCUUUCGGGUCUUUUCUACCUGUUCAACUGUUUUUUCUAUGUAGUCGACGGUGCACCCGGCGACACACUAAUUUUUGCAAAUCAUAUCUCUUGUCGAUUGCUAUUUCUCGUUCAAUUACGCUUCCUUCGUCUGG
Messenger RNA from Cooperia oncophora, 340 nucleotides. The record is from the annotation of a GenBank genome assembly. Lineage: Eukaryota; Metazoa; Nematoda; Chromadorea; Rhabditida; Trichostrongylidae.